Molecule: messenger RNA, 1784 nt
Organism: Ceraceosorus guamensis
Lineage: Eukaryota; Fungi; Basidiomycota; Exobasidiomycetes; Ceraceosorales; Ceraceosoraceae
Product: alpha/beta-hydrolase
Exons: 5
Coding region: 353-1699 (448 amino acids)
Molecular function (GO): hydrolase activity
Source: RefSeq, a predicted model, not a curated record
GUGAGUGUGAGUGUGGGUGUGAGUGUGAGUGAACAUUACCACAUCGCUGUUGUCUCACGUCUCACGACUGUCCAAGGCCGUUAGACUAAAGCUUAGAGACGCAUGGCUCUCGAGAUGGUCGACCCAGCGCCAGCGAACACAUGACCUGACCGCGCUCAUAAAUAGCCUGCGCCUGCGCAAAUCAAUACCUCAAACUUACCACAAGUCCUCCACGUUCCAUCGCAUGCGGCAAAGAAAACACGCGCUCGCACUCGUCAUUGUGAUUGUAUUCACCAUUCUUUCUACAUACAUCCCUUCCUAGCCCUCGCCUGUUGCCCUGCCCCUUCCCCCCCCACACACUCCUCUAUCCAACAUGGCAAACCCUUUCUUGAGCCUAUACAAGUUCUGCUACCAGGUCUACUAUUUCAUCAGCGUUGGCUUCUUUCGGUUGCCUGCUGACCUCAUUGCGAAUGCCAGCCGCUCUGGCGAACGCAGGUACGCAUUUCAAGAGGCAAUCCUGCUCUCCCUCUCAAAGCAUGUCCUUCACGUCUUGGUCUCCGUCAACGGCGGUGUUCGUGGGCAAUACUUGUCCCAGCAGACAGACGCGGAGCGUACGAGACGUUUCCAGUCCAUCGGAUCCAUGCCCGACGUCAUUGCAGGUGUCGAAGAGCAGCGCCUCAAGGGUCACAUUGCGUUCGCACUUCGAGUGCUUGCCGAAGCUACCGAAGCACCUCGCAAUGCAGCUGAGGUGGCACAGUCUCAAACGGACGCUAAAUUCAAAUCUUCCAGAGAUCUCCUCGCCAAACCUGUGCCCGUCGGAAUCUUUUGGACGGGCGAGCGCGCGUCCAAGCUGAAACAGUCGCGUGCUCAACCUGGAGAGAAAGUGGUGCUGUGGCUCCACGGAGGUUACUAUUUCCUCGGCACAGCAGAGACGAACAGCAAGACUGCCUACUCCACGUUGACUUUGGAUUACCUCGAUGCAAGCCGGCGAGCGGGCGCCGCUGCCAGUGCGGGAUCGAGCAUCCUGGCAAUCGAGUACCGCAAAUCAGACAGAGCGCCAUGGCCGGCUCCUUUGAUCGACGCGCUCGCAGGUUGGAAUUAUCUCACUGCAGAACUGGACUUCAGACCUGAAAACGUCAUUCUCAUGGGGGAAUCUGCGGGUGCUCAUCUGGCUCUCGCCUUGACGCGGUACCUCAAAGAGAAUCUGGAUGUCCUGCCUGGUGCGAACAUCCUUGCGUGCCCAUACCUAGACUUGACUGGUGCUUUGGCAAAAGAUCCAAAGGGAUCUGCCGCGAAAAACGCUGCCGUGGACUGGUUGAGUCCUGUGGCAGAUGCGUACGCUAGAGCCAAAUUGGUUCCGGAGUACCUGGGAAGCUCAGAAAGGAAACAGCUUUUGCAGAGCACCUAUCUUAGCCCGUCCUAUCCCUCCUCAUCAAUCUAUGGCGCAGAAGGGAAGCAAGUCUCAGAAGCAUCCAUCUAUGAAAAUUGGUGCCGCACCUUUGUAUUCGUCGGCACCAACGACAUCCUCUUUGACCACUCUGACAUUCACGAGAGGCGCUUCCGACUGGGCAAUAAUGGCAAAGUGUCGGACAAGAAGUUCUACGACCGAUUCGACGUUGCCGGAGCUCCGCACGCUUUCCACAUGCUUCCGCCCCCCUCUUUUGCCUCUCAGCGCAAAGAGGCUGCUGAUCGCGCCGUAAGGUGGAUCUCUUCGGUCUGAGCUAUUGCACUCACGCUCACCCGUUUGACAGCCCCGACGAAUUUGCCGAAUCCCAUGUCGACUGCACGCACCCGACCUCGCCUCC